ACGUUGAAAAGAAAAUAUCGCGAAACCCCGGUAAUCCUAACUCACAUUGUUCGUUGUUUCCGUCGUUCAACAGCCCGUUUCGAUUCAUUUAGACAAAAAUAUUCAUGCAGUGUGUAACUAUGAUGUUUUUUAUCAUAUCGACUUUUUUGUUGUUUACUGGAGAAUCUUAUGGAAUGGAGUGUAUACACUGUACAGACUUUGUGGUUGACACUUCUUCUAUCCCGUCUAAAGUUAAACAAUACCUGGAUGGUAUUCAUACUUAUAGAACACCAAAAUGUGAAAAUGCGCAUACUGUGGAAGUGGACAAAGGCGUAACAAUGAAAACGUGCAAAAGCGUCCAUGGUAAUAGUUCUGGAGAAGUCAGUAAAUGUGGACGAUUGGUAACAACUGUAAAGGUGACGAUAAGGCGUGGUGAAAUAGUUGUACCUGUUACUUUCCACAUCAGAGGAUGUUUCAAUGUAGAACAAUCAUUAAAUAGAGGAUGCUAUCCAGAAAAAUCUAUUCUUAAUCAGCAAAGAGAAGGUGUUUUGUUCCUCUUAAAACGGUUUAUUAACCGUAACGGCUUGUCUUCAUAUAGAGUUGGAGAAUUGAAUGGCGUGCUCUGUGUAAAUGGAGCGAACAACACAGACCCAUGGAGGUCUUGGAGAAGGAAUGCGGCUAUGGGACAUACUAAUAACUGGAUGACUUUUUUUGUAUGUGCAAUGGUUUCAUUAUUUUUCAUAUACAAAAUAUGAUCAAAAUUGUGAACCUGACAAUUUGGAUCUAGGAUUGGAUUUUGUUGUUAAAGGUUCUGAAAUAUUGAUUUAAUAAAAUUCAAAUAAAUUCA
Messenger RNA from Mytilus trossulus (common blue mussel), 826 nucleotides. RefSeq lists its product as uncharacterized. The coding region runs from base 105 to 734 and encodes 209 amino acids. The transcript has 3 exons. Lineage: Eukaryota; Metazoa; Mollusca; Bivalvia; Mytilida; Mytilidae. The record is from RefSeq and is a predicted model, not a curated record.